Molecule: messenger RNA, 1647 nt
Organism: Trichoderma breve
Lineage: Eukaryota; Fungi; Ascomycota; Sordariomycetes; Hypocreales; Hypocreaceae
Exons: 1
Coding region: 1-1647 (548 amino acids)
Source: RefSeq, a predicted model, not a curated record
AUGCCGCCUCGGCCUCGCGAGCCUUAUUUUGUUCUGAAUCCUGAAUUUACGUCCAUUGAUCAAAGGCGCUCGCCAUAUACGCGUCCACAGCCUAAUCAGGACUUCUCGCAGAGCAGACAUGUGCCACCAAGUACCAUUCCUCGGCGUAACCUUGAUCCUGUUGGUGGAUAUGCUGGUGCGGGUGUCGAAUUUGCGUCGAAUUUGAAUUUUACUCAUGCCCAACCAUCCACUUUACCUUCCAACAUGCCUAGCGCCACUCAUAAAAACCCUCCUCCUGCAACUGUGCCAUCCACCCGCGUUGAAGAUGCGAAGGUGGACGACCCGUCGACGAUUACUGUGGCUCCAGCGCCAAGCGGCCCAAGCCGAAGAAAGUCGGAAUCAGGCAGGACACACAAGCGCGAGGGAUCUACUAUUCACGUUGCCCAACCUUUCAAGGAAAAUCUCCCUUUGCAUAUAUCUCCUAAAAAACGAAAGGCUGAUAGCUCGGAUGCUCAACCCAAAGGUAGAGACCCCUCUACAAAACAAAGACCAGAGGGAAGCUUUACACCCCCAGCAUCAGAGAGGGAACGCGAAUCGCGAUUAUCAAGCCAACCAGGAGAAGGCUAUCAAACAGCUCCUUCAAACAGUUCUUCCAAAAAUCAAAGCCGCAGGUCCAGUGCUAGUGACGACCAAGCUACAACUCAGCUACGGAAUUCAAAAAGGGCUCAAGCACCAACUAAAUUGAUGCCUAUGAUAGAAGUAGCCCUCGCCAAAGCCAACGAGCAGCUUGAAAAUCAUACCGUUUUCAUCCAAGACGACGUUAGUGAACAAAAUCCAACGCCUACAUCUCAACAGUUGCAGCAGCCCGAGCCACAGGCGAAUGGAUUGAAUGAUGAACGAGAAAACGUGAUUGCUACACCCCCUUCUACGCUCGAAAUAGACGCCCCAGUGGAGCACGAUACUAUCACAGUGGCGACACAGAAUAUAGCAGCGACGAUAAUGGCAGAGGUGAUAACGCCAGUGGAGCCUAGAACAGCAGAAGAGCCUAGGACGCCCAGGACGCCUAGGAUGCCUAAAGUGCCCAGAGCUCAUGUUUUUGAUUCUGAGGCUUUUGAUACCAUGAUUUAUCGCCAGUCCACGUUGCGUCCGCCACCAGGUGUUUCUAUACAGGCUCUUCCUCGACCAAAAACUCCAGUGCAGCAAUCCUCGAUUGAGGAUCGAGGCCAAUUCUUGGCAAUUAAUCCCGCGAUUCAUUACCCAUAUAAGCGAUCCGAGGAGUGGUACAAGGAAAAGGCGCUCGCGAUACAGGCUCGCAGAGGACGCAAAGCAUGGUUCGGCAAAGUGAUUGAAAGGCGACGAUGGUUGCGAGCAAAAGAGAGGGCAGAAGACGAACGGAAUGCUGCAACGCAAAAAUCAACAAGGACAGACCCGCAACCCUGGUCGUAUGAUCGCAUCAUUGACUUUGGAGAUGUUCCUGAAGAGGAGCUCCCAGACGAUGUGCUGCAAAAUCCGGCAUGGGUCAAGGCAUGCGCGUGGCAUCGAGAAAAUCAAGCAAAGAGGGUUUUCCGGGAGCGCGCAGCGAGGGAUGCAAUCGGGGAAGCAUGGAGCCAGGCUGAGCGCAUCAUGGAAGAUGCCAAAUUGGCAUCACAGCGAAGCCGACAGAAAUGA